AUGGAGAAGGUGAAGGUAAUAAACCGGACUGAUUUGGUGUCGUUGUCACGGCUGUUGUCGUCUGCCGUUGUUGUCAGCGGCGGCGGCGAGGUGGUUCUAGAAGAGCUGGCGGCGGUGGGGGCCCUAGUCCGGCGAGUCAUGAUCGGCGGCUGCCGGUGGUUGCCGUCGUCGCUGGUGGCUGGUGCUGACAAGGCAGGCGGCGAUAGGAGGCGGGCUCGAUGGUGGUUCCGGGAUUUGGCAGUGCUGGGCUGCUUGUUAGUAGUGCUGAUUGCGGUGUUGAUAGUGAUGCUGGUGGUGUUGUGCGGGUAUGUCUCCUUUAGUAGUGUUGAUUGUGUAGAUGUGCUUUUGCUGAAUUCAGGGAACCUUGGUGAUCAUUUUCUUCCUUUUGCUGGGCAGGAUAUUUCCGCUCCUGUUGCUUUUAUUUUCUCUAGCUUUGAUAAUGAUUUGCAACUAGGCCGUGUAGGCUUUUAG
Striga asiatica is the source of this 471-nucleotide messenger RNA. The record is from the annotation of a GenBank genome assembly. Lineage: Eukaryota; Viridiplantae; Streptophyta; Magnoliopsida; Lamiales; Orobanchaceae.